Haliaeetus leucocephalus (bald eagle) is the source of this 1757-nucleotide messenger RNA. RefSeq names its product translin (gene TSN). The coding region runs from base 1 to 798 and encodes 265 amino acids. The transcript has 6 exons. The record is from RefSeq and is a predicted model, not a curated record. Gene Ontology annotation, biological process: RNA metabolic process. Gene Ontology annotation, molecular function: single-stranded DNA binding; RNA binding; sequence-specific DNA binding. Lineage: Eukaryota; Metazoa; Chordata; Aves; Accipitriformes; Accipitridae. Gene Ontology annotation, cellular component: cytoplasm; nucleus.
AUGCUGCGCUCGCCGCCGCCGGAAGCGCGUCACUCCCCUCGCACGCGGUCUGGCGCGGCGGCAAGGGCGCGCAGGCGCAGAGCGGCGGGGCGCUGUCUCCUAGCAACAGGGCACGGCGCUGCCCACCGGCCCCCACCCGCACGACGUCGCCCUGACGGCGCCCUGUGUCCGCAGGAGAUCCGGAAGGUGGUGCAGGCGCUGGAGCAGACGGCCCGGGAGAUCCUGACGCUGCUGCAGGGCGUGCACCAGGGAGCCGGCUUCCAGGACAUACCAAAGAAAUGUCAGAAGGCUCGUGAACACUUUGGUACAGUGAGAACCCAGCUGGAAUCCCUGAAGACCAAGUUUCCUGCUGAUCAGUAUUACAGAUUUCAUGAGCACUGGAGGUUUGUGCUUCAGCGGUUGGUGUUUCUGGCAGCAUUUGUAGUCUACUUGGAGUCAGAAACGUUAGUGACCCGAGAAGCUGUCGCAGAAAUACUUGGGAUUGAAGCUGAUCGAGAGCGGGGUUUUCACCUGGACAUUGAAGACUAUCUUUCUGGUGUAUUAACUCUCGCCAGUGAGCUGGCCAGACUGGCAGUGAACAGUGUCACGGCUGGUGACUAUUCUCGCCCUCUCCGCAUCUCAACUUUUAUCAAUGAGCUGGAUUCUGGCUUCCGUCUCCUCAACCUGAAGAACGACUCCCUGAGGAAACGUUAUGAUGGCCUGAAAUACGACGUCAAGAAAAUUGAGGAAGUGGUUUACGACCUGUCGAUCAGAGGACUCAAUAAGGAGGCAACAGUUGGUGUGGGUGGAGAGAAAUGAAAGAUGCCUAUUUUAACAGCAUCAUUGAUUACCUCAGAUGGUUGCCAAUUUAGGAAGCAUGCUAGCGAAGCCUUCCUACAGUAGUUUAGAAGAACUGCAGCUGAAAGCUGCUCUCUAUUUUCUUACAAAAGGUGUAGUACGGGUGUUAGAUCUCAAAAUGUUUUGUAAAAUCAUGUCUAGAUUAGGGCAGGAGGCUCUGUUUCCAGUGGAAUUCCUCUGUCAAAACACACAGUGCCGUUCUGUGCACAGCAGCAAUAGCAGUCAGUAACUCCCAUGAGCUGAAAUUCUCAUUAGUUCUGUAGUGUUGCUUCACUGCUCUGGCAGUGAUGUGCUUCAGCUGUCUCUGUUCAUGCACCUUUAAAGAUGUGUGCACAGAUGCAGCUCAGUGCAGAUACAUGUGAAGUUUUAGAAAACACAAUGUGUAAAUAUCUAUACAUUUUUUAAGACACUGAUUUUUUUUUGGCUUUUUGUUUCUUAAAUUAUCACCUAUGUCAGUAAGUUGAACAGAUUUGUGUAACUGUUUAUUAACCAGACCUUUUUAAAUGGCUUCUGUUAAUGUAUCCCCCUUAAUUGAGAAAUUAGUGAAAAUAUUCCUGAGAAUUUCUCCAUUGGAACUGGUGUAUUGCACCUGGGCACACCUCUCGCUUUCUCUCUCCCCCCCCCCUCCCUUUUUUUUUUUACACCCCCUUUCCUUUCUUCCAAGAUUUCUGUUGCCAGAGAGAGCAAGGUUUUCUCAAACAUUUGCUUUCACUGGCUGGUAUUUGUUUUACUGACAUGAGUAAAUGUUGAGUUUUAAUAUGAUCAUUUGCCUUGAGAACUCGGUAUAACCAAUUUUUUUUUUUUAACUACCAAGGUUUCCGAAUAGAGAAGUGUUAGCUGAUAAACUGUAGGUAUUGUCUAAGUUUUAACAACCUAUAUAGGCCACAACUGUACCUGUGUCCUGGGUUUAAAAAAAAAAA